Molecule: messenger RNA, 2601 nt
Organism: Clarias gariepinus (North African catfish)
Lineage: Eukaryota; Metazoa; Chordata; Actinopteri; Siluriformes; Clariidae
Gene: pgm2
Product: phosphoglucomutase 2
Exons: 13
Coding region: 105-1946 (613 amino acids)
Biological process (GO): purine ribonucleoside salvage; carbohydrate metabolic process
Molecular function (GO): phosphopentomutase activity; magnesium ion binding
Source: RefSeq, a predicted model, not a curated record
UUCCGUCACAGUGCUGUAGAUUAGCGCAGAGCGGUCCAUGUGUGUGUGUGUUGAAUCGGAUUAAACUAACUGAUUUCAAUUAAAAUACAAAUAAAAUACACACCAUGUCGGAGGACGGAGUGGACAGUACCGGGGACGUGGCUCUGGACAGCGCGGUUAAACAGUGGUUAGAGUUUGACAAGAACAAGAAGACGGCGGCGUGCGUGCGAGAGUUGGUGAAAACGGGAAACCUGGACGAGCUGCGCAAAUGUUUCGGCGCCCGCAUGGAGUUCGGGACGGCGGGUCUGAGAGCGGCCAUGGGGCCGGGCGUGUCGCGUAUGAACGACGUCACCAUCAUCCAGACCACGCAGGGGUUCUGCCGCUAUCUGGAGCGGAUUUUCGAGGAUCUGAAGCAGCGCGGCGUGGUGAUCGGGUUCGACGCGCGCCAGCACACUCCCAGCGCCUCCAGCAGCAAGCGCUUUGCCUCUCUGGCUGCCGCCGUGUUCGUCAGCCGGGGAGUUCCUGUUCACCUUUUCUCCGUCUUCACUCCCACGCCAUACGUGCCGUUCACUGUUUCCCGACUGGGUCUCUGCGCUGGGAUCAUGGUGACGGCAUCGCACAACCCUAAACAGGACAACGGUUACAAGGUGUACUGGGAGAAUGGCGCUCAGAUCGUCUCCCCUCACGACAAAGAGAUCUCCUCGGCUAUAGAGGAGAACCUGGAGCCGUGGGCAGAGUCGUGGGAUAUGGACGCCGCCGCCCGGAGCGCUCUGCUCAAAGACCCGUAUCAGGAUAUCCACCAGGGAUACCUGCAGGCUAUUCAGCAGCACUGCUUCCACAGAGAGCUGAACAAGGGUUCGAAGGUGAAGAUCGUACACACCUCCGUGCACGGCGUGGGACACGACUUCGUCCAGGCCGCUUUUAAAGCGUUCGACCUUCCAGCGCCGUACGCGGUCGAGGAGCAGAAAGAACCCGACCCAGAGUUCCCGACUGUGGUGUACCCUAAUCCUGAGGAAGGAGCCGGAGUGCUGACCCUGUCUUUUGCACUGGCAGACCGAGAGGGAGCCACCGUGGUUCUGGCUAACGAUCCAGAUGCGGACCGACUGGCCAUGGCUGAGAAACAGCUGAGUGGCGAGUGGAGGGUGUUCACAGGGAACGAGCUCGGAGCACUGCUCGGCUGGUGGAUAUUCCGGUGCUGGAAGGAGAAGCAGGACAAGACGUCCUCAGUGAAGGACGUGUACAUGCUGGCCAGCACCGUCUCCUCCAAGAUCCUCCGAGCCAUCGCUCUGAAAGAGGGCUUCCACUUCGAGGAGACUCUGACCGGUUUUAAGUGGAUGGGGAACCGAGCGAAGCAGUUGCUGGAUCAGGGGAAGACCGUCCUGUUUGCCUUCGAGGAGGCCAUCGGGUACAUGUGCAGCCCUGCGGUCCUGGAUAAGGACGGCGUGAGCGCGGCGGCCAUCGCCGGAGAGAUGAUCUCGUACCUGACCUCCAAAAACACCUCCGUCUCACAGCAGCUUAAAGCCAUUUACGACGAGUACGGCUACCACCUCACCAAGAACUCCUACUUCAUCUGCCACGACCAGAACACCAUCAGGCAGCUGUUCGAGCGUCUGAGGAACUACGACGGCCAGAACACGUACCCCAAAGAGUGCCAGGGCUUCGGCAUCACCGCCGUCCGGGACCUCACCACGGGCUACGACAGCAACCGGCCUGACCUGAAAGCCAUCCUUCCUACCAGUAAGAGCAGCCAGAUGAUCACCUUUAGCUUCGCUAACGGAGGCGUGGCCACCAUGAGGACGAGCGGGACCGAGCCUAAGAUCAAAUACUACACCGAGCUGUGUGCUGCUCCAGGGAACAGCGAUGUCACUCAGCUGACCGGCGAGCUCCACAGCCUGGUGGACGCCAUCGUCGAGAAUUUCUUCCAGCCCAAGAAAAACAACCUGAUCGCCAAAUCGGAGUCAGAUUAAGCACUCAGCUAGCGAUAGCGCUUCUGAAAAGAUCUGCCGCUUCCUCAGACGAUCCUGGUUUUUGGUCCGAGACGUUUCCGCGCUUUGUACGCACACACGUAAAACGUUUUCUGUCGCAGGCUGCACCUUUAGUUCAGAGGAUCUGGAGCUGCGAUCCUUCACUUCUUUUAGUUUAGCACUGGAUCUGCAAAGCAUAGCAAUGUUAGCGUAAUAGUGCCAGCUUCAAACACUGAUCACAUCGUAAAUACAGGAUCAAUACACAUUUCCGUCAACAAUUUUAUAACUUAACCAAAAUAUCCAUGACACUGUGGAACUCUCGAAUCCGAUCAGUCGGAGGAAAUUACGGUGCUGUAACGAAAAGUUUUUAUCUAACAACGCAAACAUUCUGACUUUUUACUUUAAUUAUUUAAUAAUCUUAUUUCUGCCGGAUUUAAAAUGUUUAAUUGUUUGCUGAUUUAUUAACUACUAUGUGUACCUUUUUUUUUUUUUUUUUUCAAUGAUCACUAACAUUCCUUACACAUGAAGCAGAAAUUCCAUAACAUGUUUAACAUUAUUCUACUCCAGUAUUUAAGGAUCUAAACUGUUUCUGGUUUUAUAAAUCCCAUCUAUCACAUCAUUGCUGUGUGUUUCGCAAUAAAGCACCUAAAAUCAUAAA